Molecule: messenger RNA, 279 nt
Organism: Enterospora canceri
Lineage: Eukaryota; Fungi; Microsporidia; Enterocytozoonidae
Source: the annotation of a GenBank genome assembly
AUGGAGCUUCUCUACGUAUCAGACGUAUUGAAAGUGCAGAAGAUGGACAAAAUCAACAAAAUGGAUCCAUACGGCGUAGGACUGAUAUAUUUGUAUAAAACACGAGAGAAUGUCGUAAAGGGGAUCUUCUACAACAGAAGCAAGCCAAACAAGCUCUAUUUCAAUCGGACUCAAUUUAGCAGUCCAAAACCAGGCUGUGCUGAAAUAGCAAUCAACCAGUCCAAAUACCUGAUAAACCACCCUGCCUGCGACGAAAUGGUGAACUAUUUCAGCCAGUGA